Amphimedon queenslandica is the source of this 1404-nucleotide messenger RNA. RefSeq names its product fumarylacetoacetase-like. Gene Ontology annotation, biological process: L-phenylalanine catabolic process; L-tyrosine catabolic process; homogentisate catabolic process. The transcript is spliced from 13 exons. Gene Ontology annotation, molecular function: fumarylacetoacetase activity. The record is from RefSeq and is a predicted model, not a curated record. The coding region runs from base 55 to 1311 and encodes 418 amino acids. Lineage: Eukaryota; Metazoa; Porifera; Demospongiae; Haplosclerida; Niphatidae.
AUUAUUUGAGGCGAAAAUAUUUCUUUUAGAAGUGCAAGUAGAAAAGAGAGAAUCAUGUCUUUUAUCCCAGUUGCUCCUGGUUGCCAUUUUCCUAUUCAAAACUUACCCUACGGUAUAUUCUCCACUGCCAGUAACAAUACUCCACGCGUGGGUGUGGCUAUUGGUGAUCAAAUAUGUGAUUUGUCACAAGUCUCCAGUUAUUUCACCGGCCCCCUGCUGGGGGGAGAGAGGGCGGCGACCAUAUUUAAUGAAUCGUCUCUCAAUUCCUUCAUGUCACUGGGUAGACCAGCCUGGUCUGAAGCUAGGUCCACUCUACAGAGACUCCUCUCCGCUAAUGAAGGUGCUUUAAGGGACAAUCCUUUGAGGAAUACUGCUUUUGUUCCAAUGUCUGAAGCUGCAAUGUACCUACCAGCAAACAUUGGUGAUUACACUGAUUUCUACUCUUCAAAAGAGCAUGCCACUAAUGUUGGUACUAUGUUCCGUGGGCCGGAGAAUGCUCUCAUGCCAAACUGGCUCCACCUACCAGUUGGGUAUCACGGGCGUGCCUCGUCUGUUGUUGUAUCAGGGACUCCUAUUAGGAGACCCAAUGGACAGACACGCCCUGACCCAGAUAAACCUCCUGUGUUUGGUCCAUGCAAACUGAUGGAUAUUGAACUGGAAAUGGCAUAUUUUAUUGGUCCUGGUAAUUCCCAAGGUGAUCCAAUACCAGUGGACAAAGUUGAUGAUCAUUUGUUUGGUAUGGUACUAAUGAAUGAUUGGAGUGCUAGGGACAUUCAAAAGUGGGAGUACGUUCCUCUCGGCCCGUUCCUUGCUAAGAACCUUGGCACCUCAAUAUCUCCCUGGGUUGUGACCAUGGACGCUCUCAAACCUUUUAUAUGUGAGAACCCAGUACAGGAUCCCGUUCCAUUCCCAUACCUGAGACAUUCUGAUCCAUUCUCAUUUGAUAUUAAUCUUGAGGUCGGACUCAAAACUGCUAGUAUGUCUACUCCAACUAAUAUUUGCAAAUCAAACUUUAAAUAUCUCUAUUGGACUAUCAAGCAGCAGAUAGCUCACCACACUAUCACCGGCUGCAACCUCAGGCCGGGGGACCUUAUUGCUUCAGGGACCAUCAGUGGGAAGACUCCUGAUUCCUAUGGAUCAAUGCUUGAGCUCUCCUGGAAAGGAACUAAACCAAUUCAACUUGAGAAUGGAGAAACUAGAAAAUUCUUACAAGAUGGUGAUGAGGUGGUUAUUUCUGGUUAUUGUAAAGCUCAUGAUCAUUUGGUUGGUUUUGGUGAAUGUACUGGAACCAUUCUACCGGCUCAUAACUGACCACACCUACAAACUGAUCCGCCUACUUUCUAACUGUGAUCAAGUUUGUUUGAUUAUUACAAAAAUAAUAAUAAAAUAUUAAUAACUAUUGAA